Linepithema humile (Argentine ant) is the source of this 975-nucleotide messenger RNA. It is a transcript of the gene ND-24, whose product is annotated as NADH dehydrogenase ubiquinone. Gene Ontology annotation, biological process: mitochondrial electron transport, NADH to ubiquinone. NCBI's taxonomy places the organism in Eukaryota, Metazoa, Arthropoda, Insecta, Hymenoptera, Formicidae. Gene Ontology annotation, molecular function: NADH dehydrogenase activity. The record is from RefSeq and is a predicted model, not a curated record.
GACGGGGUAUUCGCAAUUGGCGACGGGGCAUUUGUGAUGCAUUGUAGAAUGGCCCUAAACAGUCUGCAGUCCUAAGUUCUCUAACAUCAUGGACGCAGGCUUUUCAGCAAUUGAAUAACAAGUGAAGAAAGAAUCGUGCUUUGUGUCAUCUCUCACACAGCUGAUCGAUAUGUUGACGUCCUUACGUCGAGCUUGCGAGCUCCUUGCUUCAAGAAAUAUUAGGGGAGUGCAAACAACAGCAAUUCGUGCAUCAGAUCAGCUAUUUGUUCACAGAGAUAGCGAGCAUGACAAUCCUAAUAUACCAUUUGAGUUUAAUGAGGCAAAUAAAAAGCGGAUUGAAGCACUACUCGCAAUUUAUCCCGAAGGUCAUAAACGUGGUGCUAUGAUACCUCUAUUGGAUCUAGCGCAGAGGCAACAUGGCUGGUUACCUAUUUCUGCUAUGCAUAAAGUCGCCGAAAUAUUGGAAGUGCCAAACAUGAGAGUGUAUGAAGUUGCCACAUUCUAUACAAUGUUUAAUCGUAAGCCCAUGGGCAAGUAUCAUGUACAGAUUUGUACCUGUACACCAUGCUGGUUGAGAGAUUCCGAUUCAAUAGUCAAGGCUGUGACAAAGGCCACAAAUUGCGAAAUCGGUAACACAUCUGCGGACAAACUGUUUACAAUUUCAGAAGUGGAAUGUCUUGGCGCUUGCGCUAAUGCUCCAAUGUUCCAAGUGAAUGAUGAUUAUUAUGAGGAUUUGACUGCAGAAACUGCAACGACUGUAAUAAAUGCUUUAAAGAAGGGUGAAAGACCUCCACCCGGUCCACAGAAUUGUCCUAGAUUUGCAGCUGAUCCUGCUGGUGGACUCACAUCAUUAACAAGUCCACCACCGGGUCCUGGAUUUGGUAUUAGAUCAGACCUGUAAAAUAUAUUGUUAAUAGGAAUGUAGUGGAUAUUAAUAAAUGUAAAAAAGUUAUUAAUAAACAUGUAAAAAUAAUA